GACGUCAUCGGUUGGGUGGGUUGCCGGUUCGAUUGCUUCCUCCUCGCCGCCCACCGAAUCCAAUUGGCGAACCAAGGCGGGAUUGCGAGCGCGAAUCCGCCCUCGAGACUACUCCAUGGCGUCGUCGGCCGACGCCGAGAGGGGAGGUGAAGAAGGGGACGGGGCAGCGAUUAGCGUGGUGGAAUGGCAGGGUUGGGGCACCUCCUCCCCGGUAACCGCAACGGUGAUGGAGGUGAUCAAGGACAUCAAGGCCUUGGCGAGAGAUUCCGACGCCCCCAUGACCUUUGGCGGCUUAGGUGGGAAGCUCAAGGGUACCUUCAAGGAUCAGGAGGAUAAAAAGCAUAGGUCAGUUUAUGAAUCCAUAUGUGAUUCUGAAAAUAAGAUGCAGUUCUUUUCUGCAAGGCAAAUAGCGUGUCGUUUGCUUGGAAAUCGAGGACACCUAUGCCGGAAGUGCUGGCUUGCUAUGGAAGAUUGCAUGUGUUCUAGGCUUGUUAAAUGCUCAUUAUGGUGCAGCAUUAAGUUUUGGCUCUAUAUGCAUCCAAAGGACUUCUUGCGCCAAAAUAACACUGGAAAGUUGUUAUGGCAAAUAUUUGGAAUUCAAUCUGCAGCUUUGUGCCUUUUUGGCAUCCGUGAACAUGAGGAUAUCAUGUGGAGUGCUUUCAGAGAUUCAGGGAAAGGUAUGGUAUGGUUUGUUUAUCCCAAUCAGAAUUCAUCACCAAUGUCUGUUGAGGAUCUCUUUUCAAGUGGCCCAUUUACUGGUCUUGAGAGUCAAAAGAUGGAUUUUGGUGAGAAGCCAUUGAAUUUUGUUCUGAUUGAUGGUACUUGGAGCAACUCAUCUGCAAUGCACAGACGUUUGAAGGAGAGGUGGGCAUUAACAUGGGGAGAGGAACAUCUGCCUUGUAUUUCUCUGUCGACCCUGGGUGCCUCUGUAAUGCAUAAGUUACGGCCUCAACCAUCAUGGGAUCGAACCUGUACAGCUGCUGCUGCUGCAGGGAUUCUCUGGGAACUGCAUCUUGUUCCUAGACUUAGCAUAUAUGGGUUGGAUAAACAGGCUGAGGCGGUAGAGAAUGCAUUGGAUGUGUUGCUGGAUGCUCUUGUGCAACGACGCUUGCGCAAGGGUAGGUCCAUCACACGGAAAGAGAGGCACAACAACUGCAUAUAAAGAUGACUAGCUCAUUUCCUUGAUCAGACUCGAUUGUUAUCAGAUGUUAGAUACUGACACUUAGAAGAAUCACAUUUUUGUUAUUGCUGAUGCUUUGGCUUAGCAUACACUGCCGAAUAUUUGGGGUAGAAAUGGUUGUAAUUGCAACAAAGAUUCUAGCAUGAUAUAGGUAGUAUGCUCGUCCUCCGAAGUCGAUAUCAUUGA
Messenger RNA from Musa acuminata AAA Group (dessert banana), 1366 nucleotides. RefSeq lists its product as uncharacterized. The transcript has 8 exons. Lineage: Eukaryota; Viridiplantae; Streptophyta; Magnoliopsida; Zingiberales; Musaceae. The record is from RefSeq and is a predicted model, not a curated record. Bases 116 to 1162 code for a protein of 348 amino acids.